Sycon ciliatum is the source of this 2445-nucleotide messenger RNA. RefSeq names its product protein enabled homolog. Gene Ontology annotation, molecular function: protein dimerization activity; E-box binding; DNA-binding transcription factor activity, RNA polymerase II-specific. NCBI's taxonomy places the organism in Eukaryota, Metazoa, Porifera, Calcarea, Leucosolenida, Sycettidae. The transcript has 3 exons. The record is from RefSeq and is a predicted model, not a curated record. Bases 99 to 1142 code for a protein of 347 amino acids. Gene Ontology annotation, biological process: axon development; sensory organ development; positive regulation of transcription by RNA polymerase II. Gene Ontology annotation, cellular component: nucleus.
UGGUACAGUAGCAGUGUGUUUGUACAAGUACUGCUGGACUGUAUCUUCAAGAAACUUCCCCUACCCGUCGUGGAGAAGCGAGUCACGCGUCUGCGAUAAUGGCGGAGAGGAGCUCGGAUCAGCGAAGCCAUCCUGCACAAAAGAAGAAGCAAACCCGGACGAGGCCUCCAGCAGAAAUGGACAAAAAACAAGCGGAUGCAUGGCGAAGGAGUCGUGCAAGCCGUAGGGAGUUAGACCGAAUACAUACCCUUGCUGAUGCUCUAGAGGACCUUAGAGCGGUGGUUCCGAAAUCAGCUGAUGAAGAGCAAGCAACGAAGGCGGAGCUACUCCGUCAAGCUUCUAGCUAUAUUGAGCUUCUGGGAGAGCUAGUAGAGGCCCCUCCCGGCCCUGAUGCCUGCAGUACUGCAGUACAUCAGUUUGGCUCCGCAACCAGCCUGAUGCAGCUGGGGGACGUUAGCUCUCUUGACAUGCCAUGGAAAUUAGAAGAACGGCAGCAACUGCUAAGCCAAGCAACACAGCCAGCGCUGCAACCACCGGCCGUUGCUAGUGCAGCGUUUGCAUCAGCACCUCCUGGUGGCAGUGUGCCUGUGUUACAGGUAGCACAGUCCUACCAUCCCAAUCAUUUGACUCUUUCUGCUCCCACGGCUAGAACUCCGCCCGUGGAUUUCCUCUCCAGCAUUCAAAGUCCCAUCAUACCAGUUGCCCCCUCGCCAUGGAGUGUCUCACAAGCCUCACACCCCGCCGGCUAUGAGGUCCAAUCCCGUCCCAUCACUUUGUCCACUGGACCACCGUACACCCAGCUACAGCAGCCAUCUCCCCACCACCCGAACAUCUACCACCUAGCCAGCACGACUGCUGCUUCUCAGCCUGUACACUGGAGCAUGGCGACUGGCACCGCCGCAAACACACCUACCCAGGGCUUAUCCUUACCGGCCAUUCAGAUUCCAGCAGGAGGAGCUCCGGCUUCUUUUCAAUCCCCCGCACAUGCUAUUAUGAUGACCCCUGGCUUGUACCCGGCUGCUGCCCAUGCCACUGGUCAACCCGGCACUAUACACAUAUUGCCGGGUUUCGGCAUUCAGGCAAAUGCACAGACUGGCAUGCCAGCCUGGCAGAUGCCGAACACUGGCCAAAGGCCAUCCUAACGACACUUCCAAGACAAACAGUGCUCCUGUGAAUUUCGAAAUUGUCGCUGAUCGAACACACAGCUACGGAUCAGCUGACGCGGACACAGCAAUGGCGGGAGAGCGGCAGCUGCAACAGCCGCUGAAGACGAUACACUUCUUGUAGAGUCCAAUGUCUGAUGUCAUCGUGGUCUGCAAGUGUACGUGUGAGUAUGGCGUGAUGUGUGACGCUUAUGGCACAUGUAUGUGGUGAACGCAAGAGUAGAGAUACGCGUUGCCAGAGUACGAGUGUGAGAAUCUGCUUCAGUCUAGUACGUCUGUGUACGUGUACGUGAGUAACUGACUGUCAAGUGAAUGCCGUGCAUGCGCAAUGCUUUGGUCUGGGAGUGAGAGUGAUGAGUGAUUCGUCCGUGGUCUUGUUGUCUUGGUCAUGUGUUCAGACAUGGCACGUGCUUGUUGCCAGGUGACGGCCAAUGAGCGGCCAGAAUAAGCAGGCAAGAUCAGUCGAUCUUGACCGCUUAUCCGGUCAAGAACAGCAGUCAUACAGCAUCGCGCCGAACAUGCGCAUUCACCAUUUUUCGGAGUCUUUGCCUUGGGCAACAUCUCCGACGAGGACUAACAAUUUGUCUCGCUUCUCCAAAAUUAUUUACUCACCACUGUCACUACUUUACUCACUACUGUCUUGAACGUCUGUAGGUAAACCAGAAAUGCCACCCGACCUUGCAGCUGGUCCUGUGUCUCGCGGUGAAACGCACACAAGGGAAGCAGACCUCAACAAGUACUUUUUGUACCUGCCCUAAGGCUGCAGCUUCUCAGCACUCGCAUUUGAACCUUUCUCUGACAAUCAUCUUACUCGGAGCUCCCGGAGAACGGGUUUAUUCCGAAUCCGUCAUAUUACUGGUACAUGUACUACUGACCUUACUACUGCCUUCACUUUACUUGAAUACUCACAACAACUGGAAAGUUCCGACCAAGCAAGCUAGCUGUUUGUGAUGGUCGCUGCACACAAUGUGACAUCAACUCAUUUGCCGUCAAGGCUUUCUUUCUCUUUGAAUGUCUCGACUGGGCCUUGUCUGAACCACAAUCCUACACAGUUGCGUCGGGCAAGACCACUCACAGACCUCGGGCCUGAUCAGAGCGUCAUGCCCUCUCAACUGUGUAGGAUUAUGUAUUUCUGUACGUAUUGGUCCCUGAUUGGUCGUCACGAUUUGUCCGCGCGUUAUUACUGCUUGUUCUUUGUUGUUCCUGCGUCUUUAUCCUUGAUCUUUUCGUUCCACCUUUGUUCGCCUUUCUUCUCCUGUGGCCUUUCCCUUUGUGUAAGAAG